Molecule: messenger RNA, 883 nt
Organism: Ectocarpus sp. CCAP 1310/34
Lineage: Eukaryota; Phaeophyceae; Ectocarpales; Ectocarpaceae
Source: the annotation of a GenBank genome assembly
AUGGCGUGCCUCGCACGAGCUAAGCUCCGCUAUGAGCGCAAUGACGAAUUUAUUACGGUUAUGCUUGUGGCCGUCUUGUGCGCUUUGGCCGGAGAGGAGGACUUGGUUCUCGUGUUGAGCUUGCUUGGCCUAGUCCAACUGGAGGCCUACGAAGAGCUGAUAGCACCCACGAUCCUCGAGGGUGUGUACCCGACGUACAACCUCUUCAAUGCCACUGGGGGCAUGGACUUCAAGGAGCUAUUUCAACGCAUAUGGGGUGUGUUCGAGAGCAUCCGUGCAGUAGAUAGGGACAUGGGUGUGUGUGCGUUGGUGCUACUGCUGUGUUCAGAUCUCCGCUCCCACGCCCUCCACCAGCCCGCCCUCCCGGAACAGUCCCGCCAACCCCGCCCCCAGCCGCCCGGGUAUGUUGGGCCUGAUGCCCUCCGCCAACCCGUCCUCCCGCAGUUUGUGCCCCGAAACCCGGGAGAGACGGUGGGGGGGCUACCCCCACCGCGGGAGGAACCGACGCCGCAGCUGGUCCUGGAGCAGAAGCUGGCGCAGCAGGUGGUGGCGGAGGAGGUGCUGGGGCUGAAGCCGGACCCCCCCCCGACGGGUGGAGGUUGAAGUGGCCCAGAAGCAUUUGCAACAUGGCGUUGCUUUGUUCGGUCGUCUGCAAACUUUGCUGGGCAACCUCGUGACUGCGCUGCGCAAGUUGAGUGUUGUGCUCGACCCGCGCGGCGAGGGCGGGGUCGACUGCAGCGGACGCGUGUUGGGGAGGGUGGCUGGGUUUGUUGAUGACGUGGUUCACCGCCUUCUUCAGCAUGCUCUUAAGGUCAUCCGAAUCACCUGGAGGGUUGCGAUACGUCUCCUUCCGCAUGCCUCCCCCACCCUUCGCGGACCGCUG